This is a messenger RNA of Colletotrichum phormii, 3483 nucleotides long. RefSeq lists its product as uncharacterized. NCBI's taxonomy places the organism in Eukaryota, Fungi, Ascomycota, Sordariomycetes, Glomerellales, Glomerellaceae. The transcript is spliced from 3 exons. The record is from RefSeq and is a predicted model, not a curated record. Bases 1 to 3483 code for a protein of 1160 amino acids.
AUGGGUAAUGCACAAUCUACCGAGACGCUCCAUGAUUCACAUGUGCAAAGUGGAAGCAGCAACAAAAAGUCACCUCACAAAUUAUCAAAACCUAGAGUCGGCAAUCAUGCCUCUCCAACACCCCAAUUACCGGCCCCCAGCCAAUUAAGCAUACAACGUGCCGCAUCCGCUAGUUUGCCACCCUCUCGAUCCAAUUCGCGACUUCUGCCCGAGCAAGCUUCGCCUGCACCGUCACCGAUUUCCGCACCCGCUGGAUCCCAGCUUGGUGCAGUCGCCCGAGCACCCAGCACGUCUUCUAUGGCGGAACCAGAAGCGAAACCUGCGAGGGAUUGGAAGCGCAGAGCGAGCUUGUUUAGAUCAAAGAGUUCUCAAGAGCCGAGGAAGCAGAAACGCAGGGAAAGUAUGGUGCUGAGCCCGCCCGUUCCAGACAGAAUGUCGAGGGCAAACUCAAUGACCUGGGAGAGUCAGCAGGAGAUGGACACUUCCAGGCAAUUACAAGUUGAAAGCUGGCAUGUUCCCGGGAAUCGCCAGUCCAUCAACUACAACCUCAUGUCAUACGAAUCGAGAAGGCUUCUCAACCUCAACGAAGAUCUCACCGCAUGCGAAGAGAACUCCAUGGUGUCUGAAAGCAAGUUCGAGGUGUCAGCGAAUACUUGGAAAAGUUCACAUCCGCUCCAGCCACAGCCAGUCGUUGCAAAAUCAGUCAGCGCACAGUUGCCCCUGCCUCGAGCCAAUUCAGACCUGGCAUUGUAUGCACCCGUACGGCGACGUUCCAUGAUCCAAACUCCAGGUCUUGCGACCCGAAUGCCAUCAGAAUACCCUUCAUCUAGACGGUCGAGCGUACGACACAGUAUGCCUACCACGCCGGCAGGAGGGCGGUCGCGAAUGAACUCAUUGUCGAUCGACUCGAGCGCAUAUCCGAUCCCGACGUUGGAAGAAUACGUCGCUGAGCGAUUCGCCUCGGAGCCCGAGUAUCUGUGUGAACCAGUGGUAGAACCUGUCGAAAGAGCCUUGACCCCUUCUGAUAUGGAUUAUCGGCCGCUUGGAGCCAUGAAGUUUGGCUCGCUGCGGAUCACGAACGGAGAGGCCAGCCCGCUUCCAAGCCCGGACUUUGAACCAGUAAUCCAGGCCAGCAUAGCGGAAAAGUCGCAGAUGGUUGCUAUCGAGGAGUAUUUCAGUCACGAGAACGGAUCGGGCGGGGCGGGCUUUGAGAGCAAGGAAAUCGAGAUCACGGUCUCAACAGUGCAAGCCAGUGCUACUUCGCAGACGCUCAGUCCGAUCAAGACUUCGGUUCUAAGGGCGGAAUCGCAGAGGCGUCGGUCAACUUCGCCAUUCAGUCCAGAGUUGAAAAUAUCAUCCAAGCACACAGCCAUGGAAGACGACCUUUUUGCGGAAGAAGAUGAAGAUGUGCAAAUGGAGUACUCUGCCGAGGUUCUGACGGUCAGAAAUGACCCGAACGCAAAGCCAAGUCUCGAGCAACUGAAAGCGGACCAGUCUCAGAAACAUUCCCGAGCAAUUGUUCGCGCCGACAGUGGAGUCGUUGCUAGCCCGACCACCGAGCACCAGCCCAAACCGCUCUCCAAGGCCGAUUCCGGCUACAGUUCGAAUGUCUCGCUGAGGUCGUUCCAUGCCAAGCAACCUUCUGCAGGCAGCCGUCCAACUGGCCGUGCCGCAUCGGAGGAUUCGGGCGAUGAGCUGUCAGACUCAGUCGCAUCCCCAACCGCAGCCGUCAGCGGUGGCAGGUUGCAACUCAGUGUUAUUAAUGCUGACAACCGCCCUGUUGAUCCUUCACAAUCUGCCCCCUCCAUUCCUCCGUCGCUGCCCCCGAAAGACAAUUUCCUCGUCUCUCCGACUAGCAACACAAUGACGGUCACAUCGCCCAAGUUCUUCUUCAACCUCAGCGCCGGUCAUUCCUUCCGCAAGGACCGAAAGUCCCCGGCGCUGCUUGACAGCACUCAAACGCUUGAACAGGGCCCCGCUUCUCCGGCGGGCGUUCGAUCACCCGGAGCUACAUCCGAAAAGUCCAAUUCCUCAUUGAGCAUCGGCAAUGGCUUGCAAAAACCUGGCAAGUUGCAAAGACUUCUCAGCGGAUCUGGCAUGCGAGGCCCUCCGGCCGUUCACACAACGCAUCCGUCCGACGAAGAGAUUCCCUCGGUACCCCAGGAUGUUCAGUCAAAGCUUGAGGAGCAUUCUGGCCGGUUUCCCAUCACAGCCAAGCGUUUGACCCUACGUGCGCAGGCCAGCAAAGAGACUCUCAAGACGAUUCUCAGUGUAGGAAGUUUCGAUGCCGGUCAUGCCGAGGACAAGCGCAGUUCCGUCCCCCUGGUCGACGUACCUCAGGCUGUGAGGGAUGUGACGGCAGAAACUUCUGGACCGUCUGAGAAGCCCAAGUCACCCUACCGCCGCUCUCUCCAGACCAUGCCGGCCUCGUUCGCUCAGGCCGCCGCUUCCGUCAUGCCACGACGCUCUAUCCACCGCAAGCCAGUGCCUUCUGGCAGCGUGAGCAAGGCCGAGUUUGUCGGCGAAGCCAGAGCCGACGAGAUCCAGGUCGGCUUCGAGUCCAGCAUCACGGCCAUCGACAAUGUCGGUGAGAGUGUUGGCAAGAGUGCCUUCGACCAAGCUUUCAUGGCGCUCCCCCGGGAGCAGCCUGUUCAUGCCCAACACAGUCGCACUUUGACAAUGCCGGCGCACAUGGAACGUGAGAUUGGGUUGCGAUCCCGUCCCACCGAGCCUCUGCCUCCGACAAACCGCCACUCUGAAUUCGCGUCUCAGAACCUACAGGUUCCCGAGAUGUCAGUGAAGAGGAAGACUUCUCCGCCAGUCAGUCUGCACACCCGCAGCAACACCAAAAGUCCCCGAAAGCCAGUCCCAGUGCGCCCCCAGUCAUCCUCAUCCGGCGAGGCGAGCCGAAGACAGACCUUGUCGAGGCAGAAUAGUCGCGAGACCAUCCACAGCUACCCAUCAGCUUUGACAGGAGCAUCACUCGACGACGCUCUUGCUGUGCCGCCCAUUCCACCAAUGAGCCCUCGCAGGGGCAUGACGAUGCUUGAGCAGCAAUACGCCAGGCGCCGUGUGACGGUUGAGGACAAGUGGCGCCCUACCAAUGGGUCUUUCCCCGAGUUCGAUCACCCAGUCACGCGCAGUGCCUCGACCAACCCUACGGGUCAUCAGCAGCAGCAGCGACAACUUCGUCAUCGAUCAAGCUACGACAGUUACUCGCAGUACCGGGGUCCUGUUGCACGCGGGCAUCCAGCCACCAACCAGAGCCCGAGCCAAAGCGGCAGCUACUACCAGCAGCAACUCUUGAACAUUCAGCAGCAACAAUGGGAACAGCAACAGUACCAUUCCCCUGACGCCAUUCAGCCGGGCCUUGCCAGAAGCCGGAGCCGGGGCCGCAGCGUUCACGCCAACGGUGACCAGCCCUACCGAGUCCUUCACAGCUACAACUCGCCGGCGUACCGCAACGCCCCAAUCUGGGGAUGA